Caenorhabditis sp. 36 PRJEB53466 is the source of this 1457-nucleotide messenger RNA. NCBI's taxonomy places the organism in Eukaryota, Metazoa, Nematoda, Chromadorea, Rhabditida, Rhabditidae. The record is from the annotation of a GenBank genome assembly.
AUGAAGGAUCCCGACCGUCUCAACCGAAUUCUGCAAGAUCAACCUUACAUUGAAGGGUGAAUUUUUUGCACAUUUUUUGAGUUCUUGCAUGAAAAUGUGUGAUUUUGAUGUGUUUGUGGUGCACAAUUUGUCUAGACCUUUUUGGAAUUCUUUAAAGAUUCGAAAACCCGUCUGCGGCCGAUUUCACAGCAAAAUCUGCGAUUUCGUUGAGCGAUUUGAGGGGAAGAGAGCAUUUGGAACGCUGGUUUCAUCAUUUGGACACUUUUGAGUGAGAUUUUUAUUAUCCAAACAAAAAACUUUUUCUCCCUGUUUUCCGCUGAAAAACUCAAUUUUCGAUCAUUUCCGCGAAAUGUCAAUUUUUGUGCAGAAUGAGCGCCGAAACAGCCGUCCUUUCGACCGAAAACCUUCCGCAACAGAUUUUGGACUUUUUGGGCACCGCCGACGAGUUCAAUUCAAUCCAAUUGGCUCAGAAAUGGAGUAUCGACCAUCAGAAGCUGAUCGGAGGAAUCAAGAGCAUUCUGACCAACGACGGAGUAUGUUGUGGGCUGAAUUUGUGAAAAACGUUCGCAAAAAUCGCGUAAAUUUGCAGGUGCUCGCGACAAAAGACGUGUCGGAGAAGCGCUUCGAGCUGACGGGCGAGGGAAUUCAGAUGGCCGACGAGGGAUCGCACGAGUUCCGCGUCUACGAAUUCAUCGGAGACGACGGCGUCGCACAGGCCGAUGUCAUGGUGAUUUUUUGAAUUUUUUGAAUAUUUUUGGAAGGACAAGAAAACUGGCGAAAAAAUGUUCAAAUUCUCAAUAUAACGGAAAUUUUUUACAUUUGUUUUUAAUGGACGCAUGAUUUUUCAAAAAACAACUUCAUGUUUUAAAAAGGAACUCCGAGAAGGGAAUAAAAUGGUUACAACAAAAAUUCAUUAAAUCCAACUUUCUCGUAAAAAAGUGUUGAUUUCUCAGAAGCAACCGUUCGGAAAGAUCGGAGUGGCGAAGGCGAUGGCCGCCAAAUGGGUCCAAAUGGACAAAUCGACGGGAAAAGUGAAGCGACAGGCCGGAGAAGUGGUGGAUACGGUCAGGAAACAGCUGGAAGCCAUCCGGAUCGGGACAGAAAUCGGCGAUAAAGAAAAGGCCGAAUUGAAGAAGAGGAAACUGAUUAGCGAAGUGUUAGUUUUUUUUUUAAAUAAAAUAACAGAAAAAAAGGUUUUUUUUGUUAGAGAAAUUAGAAGUUUUCGGGGUUGGACAAUUGGCUGGCCCUUGCCCUAGACUUUUGACCCACUUGCAAUAAUCCGAUUGGACCCAAACUUUGCAAGCUUCUUGAACUUGAAUUGAAGUAUAUUGGGACCGAGUUCCAGCUUGAUCGCAAAAUUUACUGUCGAGAUAUAAUGAAGUCCGGGCUUCCGAUCAGUUUAGGCCAAUGAUCCACAUAUCUCGAAGCCGGAUAAUCCGAUCGGGUUGAAACCGUAA